AUGAGGCUUCGACAGCUGAAACUAGAUAAUCAGAGAGCACUGCUGGAGAAGAAGCAAAGAAAAAAGCGCCUUGAUCCACUCAUGGUGCAGCCAAAUCCAGAAGCCAGGCUGUGUCGGUCAAAGCCCAGAGGCAGUGAGGAACAUACUCCUUUAGUGGAACCUCAUCCUCCUCUCAACGACGUCAUCUUACAUGGCAUUGAUGGUCCAGCUGCCUUCCUGAAGCCAGAUGCUCAAGAUUUAGAAACCAAACUUCAUGUUCUCUCGGUAGGCUCUUCUGCUACAGAAGAAGAUACUGAAGGCAGUGUUGAUGGAGAAAGCACCUUGGAUACUGCUUCCAAGCCAGGUCUUGAGGAAAUUCUCCAGAAACACGGUAUCUCAGGUAGUUUGAACUUUGAUGAAGAGGAGACUGACAAUGAGGAAGAAGGAAGAAAAUUAACAUCCUAUUCAACACAUUCAGAAACAGAGAGACCCAAUUCUGCAUCCAGCCAGAAGUCAGCCACAGAUACAGGAGCUUCCAGUACCGCAGCCCAACAGGCUGAUAACCACCUGGGAGAAGUAGAGAAUAUAGCGGACUUUGCAUAUAGUCCUGCCCCUCGAGGUAUCACAGUAAAGUGUCGCAUAACCAGGGAUAAAAAAGGAAUGGAUAGGGGACUCUUCCCCACCUACUAUAUGCACUUGGAAAAAGAUGAAAAUCGGAAGGUAUUUCUUCUUGCAGGUAGAAAGCGGAAAAAGAGCAAAACAUCUAACUACCUUAUCUCCACUGACCCAACAGAUUUAUCUCGUGAAGGAGAAAGUUAUAUUGGCAAACUCAGAUCCAACCUCAUGGGGACCAAGUUCACAGUUUAUGACCACGGUGUCAGCCCAGUCAAGGCCCAGGGUCUGGUGGAAAAGGCCCACACGCGCCAGGAGCUGGCCGCCGUCUGCUACGAAACAAAUGUACUUGGAUUUAAAGGUCCUAGGAAAAUGUCUGUGAUCAUUCCAGGGAUGAAUAUGAAUCAUGAACGGAUCCCAUUUCGGCCACGAAAUGACCAUGAAAGCUUGAUUUCAAAAUGGCAAAACAAAACCAUGGAGAACUUGAUUGAACUGCAUAACAAGGCCCCGGUCUGGAACGAUGACACCCAGUCCUACGUCCUGAACUUCCAUGGCCGGGUCACCCAGGCGUCUGUGAAGAACUUUCAGAUAGUCCACGGAAAUGACCCUGACUAUAUAGUCAUGCAGUUUGGACGUGUGGCAGAUGACGUGUUCACACUGGACUACAACUACCCACUGUGUGCACUUCAGGCCUUCGCCAUUGGGCUUUCCAGCUUUGACAGCAAGCUGGCGUGUGAAUGAGAGCAGAAGUAGGCGCGGAGCUGGGCUUCCUCACCACAGAGCUUUCGGGAGCAGAUGGUUGCUGCCCUUGCCCUUGCCCUUGC
Messenger RNA from Propithecus coquereli (Coquerel's sifaka), 1415 nucleotides. It is a transcript of the gene TULP3, whose product is annotated as tubby like protein 3. Lineage: Eukaryota; Metazoa; Chordata; Mammalia; Primates; Indriidae. Gene Ontology annotation, cellular component: cilium. The record is from RefSeq and is a predicted model, not a curated record. Gene Ontology annotation, biological process: protein localization to cilium. Bases 1 to 1332 code for a protein of 443 amino acids. The transcript has 10 exons.